UCCACCGCCAUGGUGUUGACGCCAGGUCUGCGUUUCCUCACGCGGCAGCUCGUGUUCCCGGCUACGCUGGUGAUAUUUGUCCACCGCGCUUCCACGCGCUCUGGCUUGCUGCGCAUUCCGCUCGCAACCGCCAUCGUUGGCACCUUCUUUGCGCGAAUUGGGCUUUUCAUCCUUCGGAACGUGGUAGCAAACAUUCAACAUCGUCGAGAGGCGCGUCGACUUGGGGCACGACCAUUGCCGUAUCUUUCGGGGAAGAAAUUUGGGAACUUUGACUUUAUCGAGCGGAUACUGCAUGAGGCAGAGCAUGGUUAUCUCGGCGAUGAACUUCGUGCUGUACAAGCAAAACUCGGCCAGAUAGUCAACAUUUGGCCAUUAUGGGAAAACCACAUCUUUACCACCGAGCCAGCGCAUAUACAAGCGAUCCUCGCAACAGAUUUCAACAACAACAUCAAGGGAGAACGAUUUAAGAAUGGAAUGGAGUCUGUACUGGGUACAGGUGUCUUCAACUCGGACGGCGACCUGUGGUCUUUCCAUCGCUCCAUGUCCAGGCCCUACUUCAGCCGGGAUCGGGUUCGCCACUUCGAAAUUUUUGACCGCCAUGCUACCCAAGCCAUCUCGCUCAUUAAACAACGGAUGCGUGAAGGACUUGCCGUAGACUUUCAGGAACUCAUUAGUCGCUUCACCAUGGAUUCGGCAACUGAGUUUCUUUUCGGUGAAUCUGUCGACAGUCUCGAAGCCUCCUUAGCAUACCCACAUAACCUCCCAUCCUCGUUCGUCAUCCCCAACAACACGCAAGACUCCCCGCGUGCUCAGGCUGCGAUACGGUUUACCACCGCAUUUGGGCAGGCUUUGACACACCUUGCCUUCCGCGAGCGAACCGGUUGGAUAUGGCCCUUGUACGAAAUCUUUGAAGAUGCGACCGCGAAACCAAUGGCCAUUGUCGCAGGUUAUCUCGACCCCAUCAUCCAACGGGCUGUUGAUAGAGGUCGUAAUGAGAAUGAGCCGAACAUGGAGGAUGAUGAGAUGACAUUGUUGGACGAUCUGGUCAAGUCUACUUCAGACGCCAAGAUUCUCAAAGACGAAAUCCUGAAUAUCCUGCUCGCUGGGAGAGACACUACAAUGAGCGGUUUGACCUCCACCAUAUACUUCCUUGCACGACAUCCCAAUGUGCUCAGCCGCCUUCGAGGAGAGAUAUUGGACUGCAUUGGUCCGACGAAUGCUCCGACAUACGAUGAUAUCAAGAAGAUGAAGUACCUUCGAGCCGUUCUCAAUGAAACAAUGCGCAUAUACCCUCCUGUACCAUUCAAUGUUCGGGAAACUGUAAAUGCCACCGUCUGGCCGUCCCCGGAUCCGGCCCAGAGGCCCAUCUACAUUCCUGGCAGAACACCGAUAUCUUACUCAGUAAUGCUCAUGCAUCGGAGGAAGGACUUGUGGGGAGAAGACGCGGAGGAGUUUGACCCCGACCGUUUUAUCGACGAACGACUUCAGAAAUACCUGGUCUCGAAUCCAUUCCAGUUCCUCCCUUUUAACGCUGGGCCACGGAUCUGUCUCGGUCAACAAUUUGCCUACAACGAAAUGUCCUUCGUGCUCGUUCGCCUCCUGCAACAUUUCUCGUCCAUCAAACUGGAUCCUGAGGCAGCACCGCCGGCUGCGCGUGUACCAGAAAGUUGGAAAGGCCAGCCUGGGAGGAAAGGCAUUGAGCUGUUUAUACCUGAGUCAAACUUGACCCUCUAUGCAAAGGGUGGUAUGUGGGUCAAGAUGGGGCAAGUGUAG
Molecule: messenger RNA, 1773 nt
Organism: Mycena indigotica
Lineage: Eukaryota; Fungi; Basidiomycota; Agaricomycetes; Agaricales; Mycenaceae
Exons: 16
Coding region: 10-1773 (587 amino acids)
Molecular function (GO): heme binding; oxidoreductase activity, acting on paired donors, with incorporation or reduction of molecular oxygen; iron ion binding
Source: RefSeq, a predicted model, not a curated record